Paramecium octaurelia is the source of this 220-nucleotide messenger RNA. NCBI's taxonomy places the organism in Eukaryota, Ciliophora, Oligohymenophorea, Peniculida, Parameciidae. The record is from the annotation of a GenBank genome assembly.
AUGGAAAACAGGAAAAAUUAAAAAUUCAGGAGUUUAAAGCAUUGCAAAGUCAGGUUUAUGAACCGUAAUAAAAAAAUAUCCUAUUUCAGUCUGUGUGGAUGCCACAAUUUGGAGUAACUAUAAAAUAGGAAUUUUCAAUAAUUUCAACAAGAAUAUAUAUCAUGCCGUUCUGGUUGUAGGUUAUAAUACUUCAGGUAAUUGGAUCAUUAAGAACUCUUGA